Messenger RNA from Anneissia japonica, 1530 nucleotides. RefSeq lists its product as uncharacterized. NCBI's taxonomy places the organism in Eukaryota, Metazoa, Echinodermata, Crinoidea, Comatulida, Comatulidae. The record is from RefSeq and is a predicted model, not a curated record. The transcript is spliced from 2 exons. The coding region runs from base 150 to 557 and encodes 135 amino acids.
UCAGUACACCCACAGCGACAAUCGCAUAUCAAAUAAAGCUUCGUUGAAUUUCCCUUCUAAUGACCCUCUAAGUUUGAGUAAGUUUCUCAAGGCUUUGUAACUUUAUUUCACUUUUCAAAGACUGAAGUGUGUAUUCGACCAUCAGUGCAAUGCAUUCUUUUAAGGGUUUUUUUGUAGUUGGCGUAUUCUAUUUAGUGUGUACAAUGGCUCAGAUGGAAUCUGAAUCCGAAUCAGAGAGUGUCAAACAGUCGUCGUCCGUAUCUGAAAUUGAAAAUAACAGCGGUGAAUCUGAGGGUCAGAGCGAAAUCGAAAGUGAGAGUGAAGGCUCUGACGGUGGCGGAGAAGCUCCUGAAUCAAGCGCCACCAUAAUAUCAAACGGCAAUAUCGAAGACAGUUACACACAGCCCCCACCCUCAGGGGAUGUUAAUUUUCUAGGCACAAUAGAAAGCACAACUUCAGUAGUCAUAGGCGCUGUCGUUGCUGCAGUCGGCAUUGUUUCGAUAAGCGCAGCGGUUGCUGUUUAUGUGAUGGUUCAACGGAGAAAACAAAGGCUAUAGGCCUAGUGACAUAGAUGUAUAAAUACCGUCUGCUGAAUCAUCAAUGGACUAUGCCAUAUGAAGGACAAAAUGGACACUAUAAGCUAUUUAAUUUCUAAUCUUUUAUGUCAUUAGAGGUCCCUAUUAACAGUGCAAUCUACCAAAACAAAUUCAGACAAACCACAGAAUAAAGAGUCACGUGACUCUCACGAGCACCUGCAUAUUUCAAUUGAAAAUGUAAAUAUUCUGAGCUCUUCGUUUUUGAUUAGUAGAGCCAAAUGUAGUACACACUUUAUGUCGUCAGGGCAGUUGCAGCACUCCUUAUAAACCAGAUUUAGUUUAGUCAUAUUGUAAGAAUACAAAUGCAUGAAAUUAUCUUUCCAUUUGUGAAGAAAUAGACAGGCAUAAAUCAGAAAUAAAUAAGAAAAAUACCAAUAAUAAAAACUGUAUACCUCUAUAUAUCAUUUUAACUAUUUAAAUAUCAGCCAUACAUAUUGUACAUCUUCUAAAUAUGUAAAAACCAUUACUAGUAUAUAACAAAGAAACGAAGAGCCAAGCAGGUGGUAAACCCGAAAACACUACAUAAUUAGUCAUUACCAAAACUAUUUUUUUAAAGUGAGUCAGAAGCCUAUCAAAUAUAAGUAUUGACAGACAUUGCAAAAUAGUAUUUACAAAGAAAUAGCUACAAGUAUUUUCAACAGUUAUGAGCGAAACGAACACUUGAGUCAUCCAGGAUUUUGAAAGUACUUUCGAAUGAGUUCAGAUUUCAGUAUUCUCCAGGUUAUUAGGACCUACGCCUAUGGAUUAAAUACGAAAAUCUUGGUUAAAAGGCAGGUGACCGAAGGUACCAGGACAAAAAGCAAAACUAAUUACCACGAUCCGCAUUUCAGACGUUACCGUAAUUUCGUUCUAAUAUUUUUUUUUUGCAAUAUCAUCAAUUCUGCCUUUAAUAUUUACCAAUUUUAAUCAAAAUAAACAGUUCAUGUUUUACUUA